Culicoides brevitarsis is the source of this 1506-nucleotide messenger RNA. It is a transcript of the gene sNPF, whose product is annotated as short neuropeptide F. The transcript is spliced from 5 exons. Bases 293 to 805 code for a protein of 170 amino acids. The record is from RefSeq and is a predicted model, not a curated record. NCBI's taxonomy places the organism in Eukaryota, Metazoa, Arthropoda, Insecta, Diptera, Ceratopogonidae.
AUAACGUGCAAAAAAAAAACUUAUAAUAUAGAAAAAAAUAUAUAUAACAUAAAGAAGAAUCAAGAUUUUAAAAAAUACUAUUAAUUUUUUUUAGUACAGUGUCAAUUUUCAAACUAAAGAAAGAAUUUACUUGUCAAUUUAAUUUGAAAAAUUUUAAACUUCAAAAUUCUUGACGGAUUUCCUUUCAUUUCAAGUGUUUUGAGUGGCAAUCCAAGUUUCUAUAAAGUUUUCUCCUUUAAGUAAAUUUUGUUGAAAAGUCAAAGAGAAUAUUUUACAUUCAACAGAACGAAAAAUGAAUUGGAUCAAAGUAACUACUAUUGGUUUUGCAGUUUUAUUCAGCAUAAAUAUAAUUGCUUCUGUACAUUCGGCACCUGUAGAUAAUCUUGAUAAUUCAAUAAAUGAUUUGUAUGAGUAUCUGUUACAAAGAGAAUAUACGGGGCAUGUGCCCUUGUCUGAGCACCAAAUGGAGCGGAAGGCUGUUAGAUCUCCAUCGUUAAGGCUUCGGUUUGGACGACGAAGUGAUCCAGAUAUGCCAUUGCUACACGAAAUUGAACAAGAGGUUGAUAAAAGAGCACCUUCAGCCAGAUUACGCUGGGGAAAACGAGAAAUGAGUUUCUUUAAUGAGAAUGCAUUUAGUCAAGAUACAUUGAGAAGGCUUGCGCAGCGAUCACCCUCAGUAAGACUAAGAUUUGGACGGUCAGAUCCAUUAUUAGGGAAAAGUAACUAUGAUGCACAAAAUAAUGCACAAAUCAUUGAUGAUUCGAUUGAGAAAGGAGUUGGAACUACUCAACAGUUGGAGAAUUAAACCAAAAAGCUUACAUGAACAUAACUUCUCAAAAUAUUUAUUUUUGUAUGCAUGUAUUUGGUUGUAAGCAUACAUUAAACACUUUUUAAAUUACUCCUAAAAAAAUAUAAAAAUUCUAGUGCUAUUUAAGCAACAUCAAAGAAAAUAUAAACAAAAAGAAUGUGUCUUUUGUGAAAAUAUCUUGAAAGAAUAAAUACCUGUAUUUUAAUAAAAAUUUUAAAUAAAACUCGCUUAUUCUCUCCAAAUAUGUUUUUAGGUUUCACAUUAUUUGUAAUUUAUGUUACAUGAAUUUUAUGUAGUAUAACCACAACAGAUUAGGUAAUUUUUUUAAACCUCGUAGUUUUUUAAACCUUUUUUUUUUAUUAUGAGUAUUAAUCAGGUUUAACGAAAUUUGUAUAACAUGAACAUUUAGGUAAUGUUAGCGGAGAAAAGACGAGUUUUAAAUUUUUUUCAUACACAUUUCUUUAUGUAAAUCGCUAUGUAAGAAGGGAACAAAUAUUUGUGAAAAAAAUUACAUCCCUACUUGUAAUUUAUUAAUAUAAAAUAUGGUCAGUAGCCCUAUAUGAGAGAAUGCAAUCCAUUUCAAUCCGAAAAGAACAUCACCAAGUGAAUACUUUGAAAAUAGAUAAGAAACAAUUGUUUCAAUAUGUUAACAAAAAAUAUUUUAAAUAACAUUCAUCAAUAAAUAAAAAUCAUUGAAA